AUGGGAAGACAUUUUGGUGAUCUAGCGGUAAUAAGAGGAAUUAUUUAUUAUAAAUUGUCUCCCCACGAACAAAAGCCUUUCGCUACAGCCUUUGCCUACGGAAUUCCUAACUUUGUACCAAGGACCUUAUCUACUAUUUGGACAUGGCUCCCUUGUUUUCUAGUUGGCUACAUAACUUUCAUAUCUGUGGAAGAAGGUUAUCGCAGAUCAAAAAGGAAGAAUCCAAUGGACUACAUGUAUGAAGUAAACCCUGCCGUACCAGAAGGUUGUCCACCCAAAUAA
Molecule: messenger RNA, 282 nt
Organism: Spodoptera littoralis (African cotton leafworm)
Lineage: Eukaryota; Metazoa; Arthropoda; Insecta; Lepidoptera; Noctuidae
Source: the annotation of a GenBank genome assembly